ACGCGAUUCCUGGAAAGUUCUUGGAAAUCGGUCUUUUGUGUAUAGCUGUGGGUUUAAUGGGGAUUUGGUUAUUCAAAACACAUACCGAAGGAAGGGGAUUCAACGUCGCGGAAAAGACUGUCAUUGGGAUCUGUACCAAAAACAAGACAAGCGUGGUUUGGUGACUUUCUGCAUGAUAUUUUAAAUCUUAACAUUACCAGCAGCAAGCGAGUCGUGCGGAGUCGACUUGCCUCGGUCGCGAGACGUUGUCAUCGCCUGUUUUGCAACCACGGGUUGGAAAAAUAUUCUUAGUUUGUUUGCCACCUCGCCAAAAUGACAACUGAUUGAUUAGCCCGUCAGAAGAUAAAUAAUACGACAUGGAAAACUCUAGCUAUGUAAUCUGUCAUCUUUCAAUGUGAUCGACAUGGUUACACUGGCUAGCCGUUCCCUGGAAGUGUGUAGCUAACGAGCGGUUUCUGCUUUGUUUAUUUAUUCAUCUUAGUCCCCUUUUCUUUAGGGAGAAGUGUGUAUUUGAAUGGUCAUCGUUUGAGUCGUUUGGUGCAGGAUCCACUCGCAAAUAGGACGAUUAAUUUAUCAAAUUCGAGAAGAAACCUGCAGAAGAAACUGGUUUUGCGACUGUGGUGCAACUGCCUGUCUUUUGGGGAAUAUUUUUGCAUUUGUCGGAUGUCUUUUGGGCAAUUUCGGGUUGUUCCCCAAUGACCUGCCACUCACCCGAAUCCACCGAGACCAUCGAAAAUGAGAGAAGAACGGAUACCGAGUCGCGAGUUGUAGACUCCGAUGAGACUCGCAUCGGUCAAGCCAUGAAAGACCUUAAAAAUACAGGCUGGUACUGGGGCAGCCUGACCGCCAACGAAGCCAAAGAGAUUCUCCAGGAUGCAUCAGAGGGCACCUUCCUGGUGCGAGACAGCUCCCAGAGGGACUACCUGUUCACCAUCUCUGCCAUGACCUCCGCCGGCCCAACUAACUUGCGCAUCGAGUACAAGGAGGGGAAGUUUAAACUAGACUCGGUGGUGCUGAUCAAGCCCAAGCUCAAGCAGUUUGACAGUGUGGUGCACCUUGUGGAACACUACGUGCAGCUGUCCAGGACUACCAGUAAAGGUGCGUCGCAGUCCCUGGCCCCACCCAACGGCACGGUUCAGCUGCUACUGACUAAGCCUGUGUACACUGCCACGCCCUCUCUACAGCACCUGUCCCGGAUCGCCAUCAACAACGCCACCAGGCAGGUGCAGGAGCUGCCUUUACCCAACAGGCUAAAGAACUACCUGACGGACUACAGCUACAAUGUAUAGUAGGACAGCAAAUCCAAGAUGUGGUUUGGGAUAGAGAGCAGUGCACCUGCCAUGCAGUGGCAGUCAGACUAUCACCCAGUCCGAAGUCGGUCUUUAGCCCCAACCACUAGACACGGCUUGACGGCCCCCGUACUUCUGGAAGGAUUGCUGUUGAGCAAUAUGCUUAUAGAGCCAAGUCGGUCAUCUAAUCCUCAGGAAGCUAGGUUGAAUUUCUCCCAUAUUACUACACCCUUCCAGUUCCUUUAGUGCUACAGUUGUUCAUCAAAAAGGGCUUAGGAGUUGGAGCUAAGGGUUGAUUUCAGACCUGGGUCAUGUACAUAAUCUCUGAAACGGGUGCAAAUGUUUUCAAGCCGAAGUGGUAUACCCUGCCUGCAGACCAGCUCAGGUAAACAGGGUUUCAGAACCUUCUGAACGAGACCCAGGAGGGAUGGCACUCAACUUUGUUGUUUUUUGUGCUUCUCAUUUCAAGCUCUUUGUUGCUUUACAUACUCUGCCUCAUGUCUGAGAAUUGAGCAUCUGAUACGGUGUCCACUUUUUGUUCUGAUUUAUGUUUGAGUUUGUUCAUAUUCCCUAUUUUCUUUUUUUUGUACUGUAAUCAUAAGAAGGGGCAGUGCUGGGGUGUCGAACUACAUGUACUGCAACUAGUCAUUUAACUACCUUUUUCAGUAGCUUGGAGGUAGUUGAACUAAAUUCAAAUAUUGGAUUCAAAUAUAACUUUUUUUGCUGUGUAGCGAACUACAACUACAUUAUUUUUUUAAAUUGUCAAGUUUGCAACUUAUUUUUCAACCUCAGGCUUACUUAAUUGUCACUUGAAAGUAGAGGUCGACCGAUUUAAUCGGAAUGGCCGAUUUUUUUUAAUUAGGGCCGAUUUCAAGUUUUCAUAACAAUCGGAAAUCUGUGUUUUUGGGUGCCAAUUUGCCAAUUUUUUUUUUUACUAUUUAAAAAAUAAUUGUAAUACCUUUUUAUUUAACUAGGCAAGUCAGUUAAGAACACAUUCUUAUUUUCAAUGAUGGCCUAGGAACGGUGGGUUAACUGCCUCGUUCAGGGGCAGAACGACAGAUUUUCACCUUGUCAGCUCGGGGGAUCCAAUCUUGCAACCUUAGUUAACUAGUCCAACACAAUAACGACCUGCCUCUCUCUCGUUGCACUCCACAAGGAGACUGCCUGUUACGCGAAUGCAGUAAGCCAAGGUAAUUUGCUAGCUAGCAUUAAACUUAUCUUAUAAAAAACAAUCAAUCAUAAUCACUAGUUAACUACACAUGGUUGAUAUUAUCUAGUGUGUCCUGCGUUGCAUAUAAUCUGACUGAGCAUACAAGUAUCUGACUGAGCGGUGGUAGGCAGAAGCCGGCGCGUUCAUUCAAACAGCACUUUUGUGCAUUUUGCCAGCAGCUCUUCGUUGUGUGUCAAGCAUUGCGCUGUUUAUGACUUCAAGCCUAUCAACUCUCGAGAUGAGGCUGGUGUAACCGAAGUGAAAUGGCUGGAUAGUUAGCACGCGCUAAUAGCGUUUCAAACGUCACUCGCUCUGAGCCUUCUAGUAGUUGUUCCCCUUGCUCUGCAAGGGUAACACUGCUUCGAGGGUGGCUGUUGUCGUUGUGCUGCUGGUUCGGGAGGAGGGGGACGGAAACUAUACUCUUACACUGGCAAUUCUAAAGUGCCUAUAAGAACACCUAAUAGUCAAUAGUCAGGUUAAUGAAAUACAAAUGGUAUAGAGGGAAAUAGUCCUAUAAUUCCUAUAACUACAACCUAAAACUUCUUACCUGGGAAUAUUGAAGACUCAUGUUAAAAGGAACCACCAGCUUUCAUAUGUUCUGAGCAAGGAACUGAAACGUUAGCUUUCUUACAUAGCACAUAUUGCACUUUUACUUUCUUCUACAACACUUCGUUUUUGCUUUAUUUAAACCAAAUUGAACAUGUUUCAUUAUUUACUUGAGGCUAAAUUGAUUUUAUUGAUGUAUUAUAUUAAGUUAAAAUAAGUGUUAAUUCAGUAUUGUUGUAAUUGUCAUUAUUACAAAUACAUUUUUUAAAAAUAGGCCGAUUUAAAUCGGUAUAGUCUUUUUUGGUCCUCCAAUAAUCGGUAUCGGCUGUUUUGGUCCUCCAAUAAUCGGCACCGGCGUUGAAAAAUUAUAAUCGGUCGACCUCUACUUGAAAGUGUUUUGGUGUUUUUAAUAGGGCCAGGGUGAUCUAACUUGCAAUUUGUAGUCUGACAUUUCAGAUUUAGAUAUAAUAAUUUUUCACGUAGUAGUCUGGAUGUAGUUAACACAUUUUUCAAAAUAACUUUGGUUAAGUAAGCUAUAACUGUAGCUUAUUUUCUUCCAGUGCAAAGUAAUUGGUAACUUGGUAAACUAUUUUCAGUGUCGUUUCCCCAACACUGAGAAGGGAGGAUCAUUAUUAUUUUUAUUUUUUUGUGAUCAAGCAAUAUACAGGCUUCAAAUCUUGCGUUGGUUUCUCUCACACGGUCUCGCUCUGCCUCCUGCUAAGAGGUUAAAAGUAAUAGAUUUUCUGAACUUCUUAAUCCUGGAUGUUCCUCCCACUACUCAUCACUUUUGUGCGACACCUCAAUACUUCAUCACUGCAUUUUCCUUCAAUAGAAAAUGCCCUUGAGCAAGUCGCUGCUCACCUCAGAACUAGACCUUGGUUAGACAGACAGACAGGCUGUAUCUAACAUCUAGCUACUACUAAAAGAAGGAAUUACAUUUCCAAGAGCAAAUUAGAUGUUCGGCCAGGGGUUUUCAUUGGAUCGACGUGAAUCUUAUUUUAAUUAUUAUUUUAAGUAUUUAUUGAUUGUGCUACUGUAUUUCCUAGAAAAAUAAAAGUUACAAAAAUAAAACCUGAAAGCAUGCUUUAUCAUAGCCUCUAAUCUGCAAUUUGGGAGGGAAUAAUGUAUGUGAUGCAGGGGUGUCAUGAUGCUCGUGUAUUAUUUGACUCAUUCUCCACUUUCAGUACAUAAGGUUCAGUGUGAACAAUUCUCGCAGAAUAUUCCAGAAUUCACAAUUGAUACAUGAUCAUGACAUUUACUGUUUUCAUAUGGUGCUUAAAUACAAGUGUCUAGUGUUUUCUCUGAGGAAACCAGAAAAAUAAAACAAAAGAAUGGAAUCGAA
Messenger RNA from Oncorhynchus kisutch (coho salmon), 4387 nucleotides. RefSeq names its product suppressor of cytokine signaling 2 (gene socs2). Gene Ontology annotation, molecular function: 1-phosphatidylinositol-3-kinase regulator activity. The transcript has 3 exons. The coding region runs from base 696 to 1289 and encodes 197 amino acids. Gene Ontology annotation, cellular component: phosphatidylinositol 3-kinase complex. Gene Ontology annotation, biological process: intracellular signal transduction; phosphatidylinositol phosphate biosynthetic process. Lineage: Eukaryota; Metazoa; Chordata; Actinopteri; Salmoniformes; Salmonidae. The record is from RefSeq and is a predicted model, not a curated record.